AGGGUUCUCCCAGAAAUCGAAUCAUCAUGUUCUUUACAAUCUUAAUAGUAGGAUUUAUAUUAGUUGCAUUUGUGCUUCUCCUUCCAUACGUAUCUGGACUUACCAAAGUCGAGAUUGAUACUCAUAGACGUGCCAAAGACAAACAAAACCAAAAACAGAAAAGGACCGCCGCCGCAGAUGUGCCUGUUGAUCAAUUCGGAUAUGUUCCACCUGAUGAAAUUGAAUCCAAAGACGAAGAAGAUCAUUCAUUAAAAGCUCGAGCAUCUGCGCUUAAGGAAAAGCUUCAAGUUACUUCUGAAGAUAUGCCAAUUAAGAUUCAUUUAAACCAAGGUGAUAGUGCGGGAUUAAGGAGAAGAAAAGAGAAACUUGAUAUCGAUACCGAUCCAAAUAAGUAUGACUACGAUAUUGAUGAAUUGAUUGCUGAAGAGACUGAAACUGCUAGAAGAGAACAAGAGCAUGAUUUCUACAAGGACCAAGAUAUCGGUAGAGACAAGGAAGCAAUGGUGUAGUGUAUAUCAUUAUAAUAAAUGCAUCAUCAUCUUGU
This is a messenger RNA of Spathaspora passalidarum NRRL Y-27907, 544 nucleotides long. RefSeq lists its product as uncharacterized. The transcript has a single exon. The record is from RefSeq and is a predicted model, not a curated record. Bases 27 to 509 code for a protein of 160 amino acids. Lineage: Eukaryota; Fungi; Ascomycota; Pichiomycetes; Serinales; Debaryomycetaceae.